UGCUUAAUAGAACUUGUCGUCCACUUAGUUCAUGGUAAGUCAAAAGUAUUGCGUAAUAGAUUAAUGAAAUUUGUUUUCCACACACGUUGGGAGAGGAAGACGUGAGAAUCAUAACUAAGAGAUGCUAAGACAUGUCCCCCACAAUCUUUGGUUAAUCUAUGUUUAGCUUCUCCCUUAAAUACAUCAUUCCAUAAUUGAUGGCAACCAUCUCACUCUCACUUUCAACUGCAGACUUCAAAUAUGCCUUCAUUCAUGGAUCUUCAAGCAUCAAAUGAAUUUGACUUCCCAAUUUCCUUAAAGGAAUCAACAAAUACACAUCCCAAAUCUGACCUUUUAACAAUUCCUCUUCCUUUACCACCCUCAAAGAAGUUCUUGAGCAACAGCCUUCCAAAUUCAGCAACCUCAUCACCAAGAUUUGCAUCAAAUUCAUCUAAGAAAAAUUCCAAAAACCAAAACCACCAACCUUCUCCUCUCUCCAACAACCCUCUAGCUAGACAAAACUCCGUGGCAUUAGCAAACCUCGAACGGUUGAAAGAAAACCACUUACGCAGGAGCAAGUCGUGCGGUGAAGGAAGAUCAACCACGCCACCGGAAAAACACGUUCUUGGAUUCACAAAGGUCAAUAAUAGUAGUGUUAAACACGUCGAGGCAAGCAAAAUUAGCAAAGUACUUUAUAAGUCUAGCGAUGAAGAUAAAGUGGAGUCUAUUGAUAAAAAGUUCAAAUGUGGGGCUAUGUGUUUGUUUAUUCCUGGUUUAGGAAAAGCAAAACAAGUGAGAGCUAGGAGGGUAGAACCUGAAAUAGUACAUGAUAUUGGAGUUGGACACAAUGUUUCAAGGAAAGUGUCAUUGGAGAAAUUUGAAUGUGGAUCAUGGACAUCAUCAGCUAUAAUCAAUGAUGAAGAAAAUGAUGAGUCCAAUCUCUUCUUUGAUCUUCCAAUUGAGCUCAUUCAAUCCACUGAUGAUAAGGACACUCGUUCUCCUGUAACAACAGGAUUUGUUUUUGACAAGGAGCCGAAAGGGGUGUUGAAGAACAGUACCACAGCAAAAACAGAUGAUAGAAAAUCGAACGUGGCUACACGCCAAGUUCGGUUUUCUACAUCGUCCCCUGACUCGGACUCGCCCACAUCCUGCAUGACUCCUCGCAUGCGCAAGGCUAGGGAAGAUUUCAAUGCCUUACUAGAAGCCCAAUGUGUAUGACUGGAGGCGGAUCCAACCAAGGGUUUUGGGUUCACCGGUGUUUUAAGGUCGAACCCUAUUUAUUUGCGGGAAAUAAUUAUAGAUAGAGUUACAUAUAUAUUUCAGGACCUACUCUCUAACUCAGCCGUGGGUCUACCGGAAACAGCUUCCUUACCCCAUAAAGGUAGGGGUAAGGUCUGCGUAUAUCCAACCCUCUCCAGACCCCACUUAUGAGAAUACAUUAUGUUGUUGUACUCUCUCAACUCAGAGUGCACGAAGUUAAAAUCUGGGAUCUGCCAUUGUCAGCAUCAUGAUGACUUCAAAUACAAUAUAUAUAUAAUCUCUCAUAUUGUGUAUUUGUAUGCAUUUUCUCAUUUCUUGAAAAGAAUCACAAGCAGUAUUUUUCUGGAUAUUGUAGGAUGAUAGUGAAGGUUUAUCUGUCUAAAUAUAUGUUGGAAUUUUGAGAAGAUCCUUACUAUGUUUAGCUAGAGUGAGAAAGAGAAAAGGAGAGAUGAAUUUGUAACAUGAUAGGAGUAUUACGGAGUGUAAGCUAUCAAAUCUUGAAGGAAUUAAAGAAACUUGUCUUCAAGUCUUGAAAAUGUGAGACUCACAAUGAAAGAAAAAUAUUCAGCACUAUUAAUGAAAAAAGAACGUCUACAGCAACAAUUUGUAAGCAAAAUUCAUACCACAGGUCCAACUGUCCAAACCUCCGGGGAUUAAAAAAGGCUUAGUACAUUGAACAAGCUUAAUAAAUUGACUGCCCCUAAAAUUUGCAAGCAAAAUUUAUUUAGACAGUCGAACGACGACUUGUUCUAAUUGAGC
Molecule: messenger RNA, 1998 nt
Organism: Lycium barbarum (goji berry)
Lineage: Eukaryota; Viridiplantae; Streptophyta; Magnoliopsida; Solanales; Solanaceae
Exons: 1
Coding region: 241-1197 (318 amino acids)
Biological process (GO): response to photooxidative stress; photosystem I assembly
Cellular component (GO): chloroplast thylakoid membrane
Source: RefSeq, a predicted model, not a curated record